AGUUAUGUUCCAUAAGCGUACGGAACGGGCGCAACGUUCCCACUGUCAAAUUGCUGCGAUAGGCACACGUGCUUACGUGGACGAUAAGGUCGUGCAAGUUUGUAUUUCGUAGAAAAAAUUUGAAAAUACAGUUCACGUGAUUGUUCUUUUCGUAUAGGGUAAACACCCUUUAAUGUCAGUGCCAUCGCAAACUGUGUUUGCCUCGACAUCGCAGUGAACAUGAACGGCACGUCGCGUAAAGUGAAAAAUCCGUUGUUGUCCGCCGCUGGUCCGGGCUUUCCUUUCGACAAUUACGCGGAGAACACAUUGCUGGUGCCAGUCACCCCCGCGACACCAGCCGUGCUCCGAGACGAUACUGAGCUCGACAGUUUCAUAGGACAAGAGCCAGUCAAUAUCCAAUCUCAAUCCCCAUCAAGGACAAACGACAAUUUUUCCACGAAUGCAUCUUCACAGCCAAAAGAAAGUAAGGACACGACGAAUCAGCCAGCAAAAUCAGGAUAUCUCACAUCGAUUCUCUCGUCGCUGCCGAAUCUGUCUCUGUCAUCGAUUAAAUCCGAUUCCUCGGGACCGCAAAUAAGUCAGGCAUCCGAGAACACCGGUGGAACGACGCACGAAUCUAAUCCUUACAUAACGCCGCAAGGAUACCAUGGUUCUCAGUCGGAAAUACCAGGAUUCUUAGCAAUUAAUCCUCAGGAUUCUCGAAGUACAAACUUGUCAGGAUUUGCUGCUUUUGGUCCCACUGGCACUGUACCCAACAACCCUCCUCCACCCGCAGCCCCACCCAGUGUAUCUCAGCCUGGUUAUGCGCCCGUUUCUUAUCGACUUGGUAAUCAACGACGCUUAAAGUAUGCACCACCGCCGGAUCUAACGUCUAACAACGCACAGCCAUAUACAAAUCCAGCAUUGCAGUUCUUGCCGACUCAAAAUGUCUCUGCACCGUCAACUAUUUUGAAUCCAUAUGAAUCGGAGGGAUUGGCACAGGGAAACAAUUCCAGCGUACAGCAGACCUUGCCCGAACAACUUCCAACGUCUGAGCAGCUAUCGCGAAAUAGCUCUCUCCAUAGUUCAUUUCGAUCCAGCCCAGUCACAACUGGAACGCCAUAUAAUUCGUCUGUAACGUCCGCAAAUCAGAAUCUAUUUUUAGAAAGUUCUUCCGCAUCCGCGCAAUUUCCUUUGUCGUCGUCUAGACCGAUACCUGCACGGGUAUUGGAGCCUGCAACGCCACAGAAUACUCCGGCGAACGUCUCAUUUCCCGGUUUCACUUACGUGAAUCGAGAUUUACCACCGACAUCUAAUUUCGACAAAGAAACUGUACCCAAGAAUCCUAAUCAGCUAAAUUUAUCGCCAGAAUUUUCGAAAGGCGGUGCUCUCGAGACCACAGCUACCACAGAAUCUGCGUAUAAACCGACGUCGAUUUCGGGGGAAAUCGAGACGACAUUUACGCCAAUAUCGGCAGCCAAGGUAACAGAGAAGUUAAUAGAACAUUUACUUGCGGAACAGCAGGAGAAUUCUCCUUCCGUAGCAACCCUUGAAGCUCACGCGGAAGUUGACGAAAUUACAUCCAGCGUCGCUACCGAAUUAACGAAAUCUUACGAAUCGCAAAGCGACGCGAAGGCUGCAAAUGAGAUAAUCGACAAAUCACACGAGGCAAAAUCGAAUGACGUACAAGGGAAAGCGGCUCAACCUGGAAGUGACACAUGGAGUGACGUGUUUCUUGGGCAAGAACCAGCGGCGCAAUCAGAGAUCCGCCCGGAAGUACACAUUACUGAUAACAGUCCGAUUGUAACGGAUCUUCAAACUAAGUCGAACACACAUCCGUCUCAACAGCAUUACCAAGUGCAAUCAAUAUCUAUGCCAAGCUCCACCUUUUAUACAGACAAGCCCGCAGAACAAAAGUCGAGCUUAAACUACGUACCGUCUGUCCAACUUCCGCAGCAAAUUUCUUCUUCCGCUGAUUUCUACAACCUACCGAAACCAACGGAACAAUCAACAAGUGUGUUCUUUGAAUCAGCGCCGUCGAAUCGGUUCCCGAGUUUCUCGUCGCAGGAAAGAAAUACAAACUCUCCGUUCGGACAACCAGUCCAAAAUUCCCCGUUCGGACAACCAGUCCAAAAUUCCCCGUUCGGACAACCAGUCCAAAAUUCUCCGUUCGGACAACCAGUCCAAAAUUCUCCGUUCGAACAAUCAGUUAACACAACAAAUAAUCUGCCUCACGAAAAUUCCGCAUUUAGUUCUAAAGCGAUCGAUUCCACGGCUCACGCACCGUUUUGGAAUGCCGAUCAGUCUUCUCAAUCGCAGAUACUGAACGCUGCAUCCGGCCAGCCGGCAUAUACCGCACCUAGCCAACCGGUAUACGCGACUCCCAUCCAACAAUCGGCGCCGGUAUUUUAUAAUCCUGCGCAAUUUGCGAAUGAACCACCCAAGCAAUCGACUUUUCCACAUACGUACGACCAACGUUCUCAACAGCAGCAGUCAUCUCAAAAUCCACCGUUUUACGGAAGUAGCACUGGGCUGCAGCAGCCCUACGCUAUUCCUGAAAAUAACGCGUAUCCUUCGCCCGCUGUAACGAUAGCAACGUCGGUACCUGAACCGACGGGUUCAGCCACUCUCAGUCCAGUUCAAAUGUCAGUUAAUGCGCCAACUAAUCGCACCACACCAGAUACCGUUCCACCGAGUUUUCAAAAUUGGGCUUCUGGAUCUUCCGAUAAACGAAUGCAAUACAGAUCGGUAUAUCACCACUGGUUUUACCGCAAGGAAGUGGAGAGCAAAACAUUAUGGCUGCCGUUCUCCAUGCAGGACAGCUUAAAGCUGGAAGAAGCUCACAAUUCGAGCGAUAUUACACCUGAAACCACAGUGGCUACCGAUGGCGGUCGUUACGAUGUUGACAUUUUACGUCGUCAAAGAGCACCCGUCUAUUGGACCGGAGCGUCUACCGAAGUUAGGCGAUGUUCUUGGUUUUUCAAGGGAGCAGCUGAAGCGAGAUACGUUCCUUACAGCGAGAGCACUGCUGCGAAACUUGAAGACGAAUACAAACUGGCAUGUCUCUCGAACACCUGGAACCGAAAAGUGGAAUUAAAUAAUGGAGAAUACAUUGUCUUCCAUAGCGCGACAGUGCAGGCUCAUUACCUACAACCGACUUCUCCUGAUGCGGCAUCUUGGGGAAGUAAUACUGCUUCAGAGGACAGUACAUAUUUACAGGGUUCUGCAAGUAAACCAAAAACUGUUAAAAGAGGAGUCGAUGAAUUCAAUAUAGAUGAGGGUGAACCCGAGAAAGUGGAUCAUCUUCUAUUUCUUGUACACGGUAUCGGUAGUGUUUGCGAUCUGAAGUUUCGCACUGUAGAAGAAGUUGUUGAUGAAUUCCGAAGUAUAUCGUUUCAAUUGGUGCAAUCACAUUAUCGUACAGCGAGCGAGCAGGGGUUUGUAAAUAGAAUAGAAGUUUUACCGAUCUCCUGGCAUACAACACUGCAUUCCGAUACGGGAAUUGAUAAGCGACUGCAGGCUAUCACGUUGGAGAGUAUUCCGAAAUUGCGACAUUUUACUAACGAUACUUUGCUCGACAUACUUUUCUAUACUAGUCCGAUAUACUGUCAGACUAUUAUGCAAACGGUCGGAAGUGAGAUGAACAGAUUGCACGCAUUAUUCAAAGAGAGAAAUCCUACUUUUGACGGAGAAAUAUUCUUAGGAGGUCAUUCAUUGGGCAGUUUGAUCAUGUUUGAUCUAUUGUGCCAUCAAACACCCGAAAAAGAAGAUGAAAAUGUGGACAAUAAGGAAGAAAAUGACAGUAUUAGGCCCAUUACGCCAAUGCCCGCAGCCGUUAUUAAGAGGCGUCUCAGUAGGAAAAUUAGUUAUGUAAUGGGAGCUGCGGGUACAGGCCAACCUUACAUACAUUAUCCGCAACUUAAUUUUCACCCAGGUGCCUUCUUUGCUCUCGGCAGUCCGAUUGGCAUGUUCGUAACGAUCCGAGGCAUCGACACUCUCGGCGAAAAUUUCUUUCUGCCUACUUGUCCGGCUUUCUUCAAUAUCUUCCAUCCGUUUGAUCCGGUAGCUUAUCGAGUGGAAUCCUUAAUUAAUCCCGAAGCCAGCAAUUUCCGACCUAUGCUGAUACCACAUCACAAAGGCAGGAAGAGGAUGCAUUUAGAAUUAAAGGAAACGAUGGCACGUGUCGGAGCGGAUUUGAAACAAAAAUUAAUUGAUUCCGUAAGGCAAACGUGGAACUCCUUCUAUCAGCUAGCCGUAUUUCACAAACCAGACAACCAAGCUCUCGAACGCGAGAUCGAUAAAGUCGUCGAGGAGCAAUUGCAAAAACCGCCGAGCGUACCAGAUCAACAUAACAACGACGAUGGUGGUGCCAAUUUAAAAAUAGGAAUACUUAAUGGUGGUCGAAGAAUAGAUUACGUUCUUCAAGAAGCGCCUUUCGAAUACAUUAAUGAAUAUCUUUUCGCUCUUACAAGCCAUAUCUGUUACUGGGAGUCUGAAGAUACUAUGCUUUUGAUAUUGAAGGAAAUAUAUGGAUCUAGAGGUAUUCAGACCGACGCGCAACUUCCUCAGCAGUCAAUGUCAAUUGAGAGAGUAUCUCCUUCUCCGUCUUUGAAUUUACCGGCUGCCUUGUCACCCAGUGGAAGUCAUAUAGGAACGUCAUCUGUUAUGGGCGUAGACCCUACAGUGCCUAUAUCCAGUAAACCCGUCGGUCCACCACCUAAGACUGGUUUUGUACCGAAAUCUUGAUCGAUGGAAUGUUUUUCCCAUAAUUACAUGCCGCGAAAUUAAAUUGUAUUAAAAAAAAUUAAUUUUAUUUUUAAUUACUAUUUAAAAAAAAGGAAUGGAAUUAGAUUGACAUUAAGCCUGACGUUAAAAUGAAAAGAUGGAAUGCAAAAAAUCAAAUUUUGUAUUUUACAGUGUUUUUCCACUCUGUAAAUUUUGUCAUAAAGCAUCACUUAAUGAUAUACAAAUAUGAAAUAUUUAUUGUACAAAAUUGUACAAAAUUGGCCUACGUAAUCAACUCUUUGGACAAACUUUAGUUUGUAGAAAAUCAAUUAUUAGUAUACAGAAGGAUGUAAAUAAUAAUUCGAGUUAUUCGUACGUUAAAAUAAUUGGUAAUUUUCCAUUGCAAUUUACGUUUAUUUGCAUAUCUCAGCGCAUAUUCUUAUAUAUUAAUACUUAGGUUGUGUGUAAUUGUGAUUGUAUGAUCGAAAACAUGUAUGGAAUGUUGAGAGAAGAAAGAUAUGGAAAUGAGGUAUGGAAAUGUGCAAAUGAAAUAACGUGUGUAAAUACACAAUUUAAUCGGAUAAAAAUAUAGUAGAUUAUAUGUACUUUUAUAAUCUGCUUGAACGAAUUAUGAACAUACCGAUUUUGAUUUUUAUGUACGCGCGUAUUUUAAUAAAUUACCAUAUUCUUUUA
Wasmannia auropunctata (little fire ant) is the source of this 5397-nucleotide messenger RNA. It is a transcript of the gene PAPLA1, whose product is annotated as SEC23-interacting protein. Gene Ontology annotation, cellular component: COPII-coated ER to Golgi transport vesicle. Bases 220 to 4725 code for a protein of 1501 amino acids. The transcript has 9 exons. The record is from RefSeq and is a predicted model, not a curated record. Gene Ontology annotation, molecular function: metal ion binding. Lineage: Eukaryota; Metazoa; Arthropoda; Insecta; Hymenoptera; Formicidae.